Messenger RNA from Clupea harengus (Atlantic herring), 1128 nucleotides. RefSeq names its product tripartite motif-containing protein 16-like. Bases 1 to 1128 code for a protein of 375 amino acids. Lineage: Eukaryota; Metazoa; Chordata; Actinopteri; Clupeiformes; Clupeidae. The transcript is spliced from 6 exons. Gene Ontology annotation, molecular function: protein binding; zinc ion binding. The record is from RefSeq and is a predicted model, not a curated record.
AUGGCAGAGGCAAUCUACAAGAAAGAAGAGGACUCCUUCACGUGUCCAGUCUGUCUAGAUCUGCUGAAGGAUCCAACCCAGAGGAGAUUCCAGCAGAGAAUCCAGGAGAGAGAGAAGGAGCUGCAGGAGCUGAGGAAGGCUGUGGAGACUCUCAAGAGCUCUGCACAGACAGCAGUGGAUGACAGUGAGAGGAUCUUCACUGAGAUGAUUCGCUCCAUUGAGAGAAGGUGCUCUGAGGUGAAAGAGCUGAUCAGAGAUCAGGAGAAGGCUGAGGUGAGUCGGGCUGAAGGACUCCUGAAGCGACUGGAGCAGGAGAUUGCUGAGCUGAAGAGGAGAGAUGCUGAGCUGGAGCAGCUUUCACACACAGAGGAUGACAUCCAUUUCCUCAAGACUUUCCAGUCAGUCAGUGAAGCACCUGAGUCUAAAGACUUAUCCUGCAUUACUGUGAACCAAGGCCUCUCUUUUGAGGCUGUGAAGAAAUCUGUCUCCUCACUAAAGACGCAGCUGGAGAAUUUCUGCAAAGAGGAAGUCAUGAAAAUAUCUGCAUCAGUGACUGAAGUCCAGGCUAUGUUGCCUCCUGAACCUACAACCAGAGAGGAUUUCCUACAAUACUCCUGCCACUUCACACUGGAUCCAAACACAGCACACAGAGAACUCCAUCUGUCUGAGGGGAACAGGAGGGUGGAGAGGAGAGAUGAGGUCCAGUCAUAUCCUGAUCAUCCAGAGAGAUUUGAUGUGUGGGAGCAGGUGCUGUGUAGAGCGGGUGUGUCUGGACGCUGCUACUGGGAGGUUGAGUGGAGUGGGGAGGUUUAUAUAUCAGUCUCAUAUAAAAGCAUCAGCAGGAGAGGAGUGGGUCAUGAGUGUGUGUUUGGAUGUAAUGAUCAGUCCUGGAGUCUGCUCCUCUCCCCCAGCAGCUCCCUUUUCUGGCACAAUAAUAAAGACACUGAUCUCCCUCUAGUGGCCAGCUCCAGAAUAGGAGUGUAUGUGGAUCACAGGGCAGGAACUCUGGCCUUCUACAGCAUCUCUGACACAAUGACCCUCCUGCACAGAGUCCAGACCACAUUCACUCACACACUCUACCCUGGGUUUAGGCAUUAUGAUUCUGGAUCAUCAGUGAAGCUGCUGUGA